AGUGGGUGUGGAUCUGAUGUUGGACCUCAGAGGAAAGUGGGUGUGGAUCUGAUGUUGGACCUCAGAGGAAAGUGGGUGUGGAUCUGAUGUUGGACCUCAGAGGAAAGUGGGUGUGGAUCUGAUGCUCAGCAGCUUCUGUGUCUCCUCUUCGUCCUCACGUGGACGUGUUUCGGGAGCGUGCGGGUAGCAGCGUUUGGUUACUCGUCUCCAUAAGUGCGUGUCAGGCUGAUGCGAAUCAGUCCGAGGAGGAAAAGGUGGAUCCUCCAGCCGACACGUCUCCUCCUCAGCUGCGUGUGCGUGACAACAACACUCCCGUCCCCGCCUCGCCUCUGCGCACAUGCACUUGUGCGUCCGGGAGAACCCGCCGACAGGAUGAAUGGAUACGGCUCUCCGUACCUGUACAUGGGGGCUCCGGUGUCCCAGCCCCGGGCCCCGCUGCAGAGGACCCCCAAGUGCGCCCGGUGCCGGAACCACGGGGUCCUGUCCUGGCUCAAGGGCCACAAGCGCUACUGCCGCUUCAAGGACUGCACCUGCGAGAAGUGCAUCCUCAUCAUCGAGCGCCAGCGCGUCAUGGCGGCGCAGGUGGCGCUGCGCCGGCAGCAGGCCAACGAGAGCCUGGAGAGCCUCAUCCCGGAGUCCCUCAGGGUGCUGCCCGGCAUCGGGCUGCCCGGGGCCGGCGAGGGGAGCCAGGGCACCCCGCAGAGCUCCGACGAGCUGGAGCUGAGGUGGAGCAGCUCGGAGCCGGUGCAGGCCGCAGCGCAGACAGAGACGGAGGACGGAGCUGAUGAUGCGUCAGGAGGAGAGAACUCCUCCAGUGAGAAGGAGCAGGAGCCGCUCAGCUCCCCGGAGGCCUCCAAACCAAACUCCUGCUACACCCCGGAGCCUCCGGAGACCCCCACCCAGCCGGAGGAGAGCCGCUACAGCCUCCCCAAGGCCGGCGCCGAGAAGGAGGCCAAGACCGAGAGCCCCCCCCACAAGUACCCGGUGGGCCCCGCGGAGCAGAGCGUCCUGAUCGAGGGCCUCGCGGGCUCCAUCAACCUGCCCUUCAGCCUCCGGGCCAACCGGCCCCCGCUGGACGUCCUCAAGAAGAUCUUCCCGGCUCACAAGCCCCCGGUGCUGGAGCUCAUCCUCCGGGGCUGCGGGGGGGACCUGGUGGGGGCCAUCGAGGUGCUGCUGUCCAGCCGGAGUCCGGACGCGCACACGCACGCUGACGAGCACCUGGUGCUGCCCUCAAACGGACACCUGUUCGAGCACGCGCUGGGCUCGUACCACCCGGUGUCCUCCUCCGCCAAGUGGUCGGUGGGCUCCGCGUUCCGCGUGCCCGAGUCCCUGCGGUUCACGACCGACCCCUCGGGUGUGGUGCCCGCGGGCCCGCUGGGUGUGCCCCUGCAGCACCCGUCCUUCCCGCAGCCCACGCGCUACCCGCUCAUGCUGCGCAACUCUCUGACGCGCAGCCAGGCGGGUCCGUUCGUGCACAACGACGUGACCCUGUGGAAUACCAUGGCCCUGCAGCAGCAGUACCAGCUCCGCUCGGCCGCGCAGUACGUGUCCCCCUUCUCCCCCGCAGCCCCCGCAGGACCCGGGGGCCCCGUGUUCCGCAGCGCCCCCAUCCUCCCGUCCAGGGCCCCCGAGGAGCCGCGCAUCAGCAUCCAGGAGGAGAGCUGCACGCUGGGGCCCAAAGCAGGCCUCUACUCCCCCGAGGAGGAGUACGAGGAGCGGUCUGACUCCGCGGACUCCCGCAUCCUCAGCUCCUCCACCUGAAGGAGACUCUGAGGAUGGACUGAAGCAGCAGGGGAGAACCAAAAUGUAUUAGUGUGUGCGUGUCUGAGUGCGUGCGUGCGUGUGUGUGUGUGUGUGUGUGUGAACAAUCACCCUCUUUAACCCCCUGACGUCACAUCACCCCCCUCAUCCUCUGGACCAGUCUAUGAGCUGGACUCGACCAAAAAUUUGGAUGAAUGUAAAAAAACACUGUGAUCGAACCAUUAUUUUGAAAACCCCGCCACGUGUUUCCUGUCAGCAUGUUUGUUACUGUGACGUAAAGAUGUAAAGAUCGUCAGUGCAUGUUGAGAUAAGCCAAAUAAACCCGAGGUGUCCGAACGGAUCCGAACCCUGUC
Hippoglossus stenolepis (Pacific halibut) is the source of this 2114-nucleotide messenger RNA. RefSeq names its product doublesex and mab-3 related transcription factor 3a (gene dmrt3a). Gene Ontology annotation, cellular component: nucleus. The transcript has 2 exons. Gene Ontology annotation, molecular function: DNA-binding transcription factor activity, RNA polymerase II-specific; RNA polymerase II cis-regulatory region sequence-specific DNA binding; protein binding. The record is from RefSeq and is a predicted model, not a curated record. NCBI's taxonomy places the organism in Eukaryota, Metazoa, Chordata, Actinopteri, Pleuronectiformes, Pleuronectidae. Gene Ontology annotation, biological process: male sex differentiation; regulation of transcription by RNA polymerase II. The coding region runs from base 229 to 1761 and encodes 510 amino acids.